AUGUCUCUCAGCACUCUGGUCACCGUCGAGGUGCCCAUCCCAUUCGAGCUCAUGGUGGCCGUCAGGGAAAAUAAGCUGCACGACCUCUGCGACCUUUCCGAGUUGCGCGAUCUGAUUUCGAAUGUGACCGAGUCCGUCAUUCGGGCGAUCAAGGCUUCCCCAUAUGAAGUGAAGCCGGCGCAUAGCCCGAAUACGCCCCUCUCGCCCGGUUUUCCAGCGACGCGCUCGCCAAUUGCGGACAGCGGCCGAGGAGAGUUGAAAAUGGAGCAGGAGGAUGCAGACCAGGUCCCAUCAAGAGAAAAGACUCUAGCUUCGGUGAGCCGUCGAGAACAAAGCGCGGCGCUUCUGAAAGCCAACAGAGCCCUCGAAUCCUCGCUGCAGCGCAAGAUGGAAGCCCAGAUCAUCCAAGCCAUCACCGAAAGCAAAACCGAAAGCCUACAGCCCACGCACGAAAACGACCACAAUUCCACAUUCUUCGAAAUGGCCGAACACCAAAUCUUCAGCCUCGUCCAGAAGCUUCCCGUAGUAGACGACGGGGGGAAAUCCCAGAAGAGCGGCAUUUUCGAAAUCGAAUACGCCGUCUAUCGGCGUGACUGCCUUCUCGACGCGACCCACGACGACGACGACGACGACCCUCAGCUCGGCUUCCAGCUCCAGGACAUCCCCUGGCGACGGUGCGGCGGCGGCGGCGGCGACGACACUUUUCACGAUCUCGACGAGGCCAACGCCGCGGCCGUCAAAGAGCUCCGGCGCACCCGGCCCGACAACCCCAUCAUCCUCCUCGCGUCCGCGUCCUCGUCCUCGCGCGGUUUCACUGUGCGCCAGGAAACCUCCCCCGAUGGCCCGAAAUACUUCUGUCUGGAAGCCCAAGGCGUGGGCGUGGUGGAAGUCGCCGUUCUAGAAAACUUCCGGGGCGUGGAACGUGAUUUCGAACUCUUGCACACGCAAGACGAUUGGACGAGCAUACCAGCCUUUUUCGUCCGACGGCAGCGCUGCACGCCCCCCGAUUUUCAAGACUACGAUCACGACUCGUCGGGAAGAGGCGAUCUGGAUCUGGAUCUAGCCUGCUGCUUGGAUCUCGACGUGGCGAAUGAAGUUGCGAUAAGGCUUUGGGUGGAGCUGACUUCCGAGUUUUUGUCUGAAGGGGAAAAGCGGGCGAGGCGAGAGGGUUUGCUUCGGAGGGCUCGUGAUGAGGGGGGUUGGUUCAGGGCGAGGACGACGGGAAAGGUUUGGGAGGAGAGGUGGGAAGUUUGGGUUGCUGUGGGGAGAGUCGUGGGGCCGAGUGCGUCGCUUAGGAAUUCUGGUUUGCGGGAGACUCGAGAUGUUAGAGGUUAG
This is a messenger RNA of Lecanosticta acicola, 1335 nucleotides long. Lineage: Eukaryota; Fungi; Ascomycota; Dothideomycetes; Mycosphaerellales; Mycosphaerellaceae. The record is from the annotation of a GenBank genome assembly.